Molecule: messenger RNA, 828 nt
Organism: Paramecium tetraurelia
Lineage: Eukaryota; Ciliophora; Oligohymenophorea; Peniculida; Parameciidae
Exons: 4
Source: RefSeq, a predicted model, not a curated record
AUGGAAGAAGAAUAAAAACAAUAAAAUUAUAGUGAUUUGGUGAAUCAAGAAAUAACGUAAAAUAAACCUAUUAAAUGGGAAGUGGACAACAUGCCUCAAACAAAGGUUGGUCAAAGGAAAAAGGAAGCAAUCUAUAUAUUUUGGUUUGAAUUCAUAGGAACAUUCAUGCUCACUUUCUGCAUCUAUGCUAGCAAUAAUAAUCCCUUUGUUUUUGCUUGUGCCUAUGGAAUGUUAAUCUUGGUGGCUUAAAACUAGAAAUGCACAUUCAAUCCUGCGAUCACAACUGUGUUAUCUGGAAACGAUAAAGGAUUGUGGGUGUCAGUGGCUAUAGGUAAGUUAAUUUGGAGGAGCCUUUAUUGCAAGUUUGUUUGGCUUUCUGUGCUUUAAGAAUUAUGUGAAUGAUGUUCCAUAUAUAUCGUAGACCAAUAUCGAAGAAUACUUCGCAGUGAUGAUUGGUGAAAUAUUGGGUUCUCUUAUUCUUUGUGCAGGAUUCCUAUUUUAAUAUGACGAAUUAAUGGAUUUUUCAUCUGAUAGAUUAGAACAUAGCAUAAUAAUUAGUGCUUUAUAUGGGGUCGGAAGAACACUUAGUUAUGUGGCUAAGAGCAGUUUGAAUCCAGCGAUUGCAUUUGGUUUGGUGUUCUUUGAGUGUUGUAAGGAUGGACAUUGGGCAAGAUUUUGGAAUUUGUGGAUAUAUUCGAUUUUGCCUUUCGUUGGAGCAUUCUUCUCUUUGGCAUUAAUCAGAGUGAUUUAUAGGGAUUGCUAUGAAAAAUAAAUAUAAGCAGGGUUUAAGACAAUGAAUAGAUAAAAUUUUUAUAGAAAUACAUAUAU